CCAACACGACUUUUACUCUUCACAUCUCCACCACCGCAAAUCAUGAAGACAUCUCUGGUCCUCCUUGCCCUCAGUCUGCUGGCUUGUUCAGUUUGGGAAAUCCAUGGGCGAAUACCAAGAGGUUUUAACCCUGAUGACCAGGAAGUAGUAGAAGCACAGCCGGAAAAGCGCAUGGAGAACAAGCUAUUGGGAACCUGCUGGGUGUGUAAGUGGGCACUGGAAAAAGUGAAGAAAUCCAGCUCCACUUCCUCUAGCCAGGAGGAGCUAAAGCAGAAGCUGUUGUCUGUUUGCGAUAAUGUUGGCUUCCUAAAAUCUAUGUGUAAAGGCCUGGUGAAAAAACACUUGGGGGUGCUGAUUGAGGAGCUUAGCACAAGCGAUGAUGUGAGGACCAUCUGUGUUAACAUUAAGGCCUGCAACUUUAGACCAAAGGAAGUUUUGGACCUGAGCUACUGACCAAGCAGCCAGUAUCCAGAUUCCAAAGUGAGAAGAUGGAUGUUCAGGUGUCAAGACAAUGCUAUGCUGCCAGCCUCUUGCUCUUUCUUUUUCAAACUAGUCACAACACAAGCAUAUAAAUGGAUGAUGAAGUUAUUGGAAUGAUUAUGUUCUGAAAUAAUGUUGUGGGAACAUGUAUUAUAAUUAUGCAAUGGCCAAAGGCCAGAGGGGGUGUGGUACAUGGCCAAUUUACCAUGGCUAUGGGCUGUUCUUAUGCACCAUGCAACGUUAUGGUAUAAUGGCCCUAUCCCACAAACCAUCAAGGUGCCUUGAUGCUAUUAUAAACAGGUUACCAACGUAAUUAGAACAGUAAGUUAGUCGUUUUGCGUCAUACCCGUGGUAUAUUGUCUCAUAUACCAUGGCUUUCAGACAAUCAGCAUCCAGGACUCAAAUUAUCCAGUUUAUAAUAGUGUAUGUGUCUGUCUUAAAUUGCAUUACAUUUUGUAUCAUCUACAAAGGUAAACCUUUUGCUACUUUAGUCACAUAUGUUGAAAAAAAAUUAUGUUUGUUUGUGUGAACUUUUUGUCCAGGAAAAAA
Salvelinus namaycush (lake trout) is the source of this 1029-nucleotide messenger RNA. RefSeq names its product antimicrobial peptide NK-lysin-like. Gene Ontology annotation, biological process: defense response to bacterium. The record is from RefSeq and is a predicted model, not a curated record. Bases 43 to 453 code for a protein of 136 amino acids. The transcript is spliced from 5 exons. Lineage: Eukaryota; Metazoa; Chordata; Actinopteri; Salmoniformes; Salmonidae.